This is a messenger RNA of Elephantulus edwardii (Cape elephant shrew), 2120 nucleotides long. RefSeq names its product acid-sensing (proton-gated) ion channel family member 4 (gene ASIC4). Gene Ontology annotation, biological process: sodium ion transmembrane transport. Lineage: Eukaryota; Metazoa; Chordata; Mammalia; Macroscelidea; Macroscelididae. Gene Ontology annotation, molecular function: ligand-gated sodium channel activity. Gene Ontology annotation, cellular component: membrane. The record is from RefSeq and is a predicted model, not a curated record.
CCCUCUCCUGGCCCCGCUCCUGCCGCCCGUGCGGCCGGUGAACGCUGUUGACAUGUCCUGAAUUAUUAAGCGCGGGGUGGGCUCCGGAGCACAUGCUGAGCGGAGCGGCUGGGGCUGGAGCGUGGCGGAGCGGCGCGCUCUCUCGCUCGCUCGCUCGCUCGCUCGCAGGGACACACGCAGGGGCUGACAGCUGUGCUGGUGCUGAUAAGGGAAGCCACAAGGAGACGAUCGAGGAGAGAGACAAGCGGCAGCAGAGGCAGCAGCGACACAGGCAGCACAGGGGCUGCAGAGCUGCUGGAAGUGGGAGUGACUCCCCCACCUCGGGCCCCCACCCCGUCCCCGUCCUCCUCCCGAUUGCCCUGAGUUUAGAAGAGCGGGCCGCCGCCACCGCCGCCACCGCACCGGGGCUGCUGGCCAGGGAGGGACAAGGCAGGGAGGCUCCGGCCAGUCCCAGCAGCCAGGGACAGAUGCCGAUCGAGAUUGUGUGCAAAAUCAAAUUUGCUGAGGAAGAUGCGAAACCCAAGGAGAAGGAGGCAGGGGAUGAGCAGAGCCUCCUGGGGGCUGCGAGGGGGGCCGCAGCCCCCCGGGACCUGGCCACCUUCGCCAACACCAGCACCCUGCACGGGCUGGGCCGGGCCUGCGCCCCAGGCCCCCAUGGACUGCGAAGAACCCUGUGGGCCCUGGCCCUGCUCGCCUCGAUGGCGGCCUUCCUGUACCAGGCGGCCGGCCUGGCCCGGGGCUACCUCACCCGGCCUCACCUGGUGGCCGUGGACCCAGCUGCCCCAGCCCCGGUGGCAGGCUUCCCGGCCGUCACCCUCUGCAACAUCAACCGCUUCCGGCAUUCGGCACUCAGCGACGCUGACAUCUUCCACCUGGCCAAUCUGACGGGGUUGCCCCCCAAAGACCGGGACGGGCACCGGGCGGCUGGCCUGCGCUACCCGGAGCCCGACAUGGUAGACAUCCUCAACCGCACCGGCCACCAGCUAGCCGACAUGCUCAAGAGCUGCAACUUCAGUGGGCACCACUGCUCUGCUAGCAACUUCUCCGUGGUCUACACACGCUAUGGGAAGUGUUACACCUUCAACGCAGACCCGCAGAGCCCGCUGCCCAGCCGGGCAGGGGGCAUGGGCAGCGGCCUGGAGAUCAUGUUGGACAUUCAGCAGGAGGAGUACCUGCCCAUCUGGAGGGAGACAAAUGAGACUUCAUUUGAGGCCGGCAUCCGGGUGCAGAUCCACAGUCAGGAAGAGCCGCCCUACAUCCACCAGUUGGGCUUUGGUGUGUCCCCAGGCUUCCAGACCUUCGUGUCCUGCCAGGAACAGCGGUUGACCUAUCUGCCCCAGCCCUGGGGCAACUGCAGGGCCGAGAGCGAGCUCUGGGAACCGGAGCUCCAGGGCUACUCAGCAUACUCCGUGUCCGCUUGUCGCCUGCGCUGUGAAAAGGAGGCAGUGUUGCAGCGCUGCCACUGCCGGAUGGUGCACAUGCCAGAUUCCCUGGGUGGGGGCUCUGAGGGCCCAUGUUUCUGCCCUACCCCCUGCAACCUGACCCGCUACGGGAAAGAAAUCUCCAUGGUUAAGAUUCCCAACAGGGGCUCAGCCCGAUACCUGGCGAGGAAGUACAACCGCAACGAGACCUAUAUCCGGGAGAACUUCCUGGUGUUAGAUGUCUUUUUUGAAGCCCUGACCUCCGAGGCCAUGGAGCAGAAAGCAGCUUAUGGGCUCUCAGCCCUGCUGGGUGACCUCGGGGGACAAAUGGGCCUUUUCAUCGGGGCCAGCAUCCUCACACUGCUGGAGAUCCUCGACUACAUCUAUGAGGUGUCCUGGGACCGAAUAAAACGGGUGUGGCGUCGUCCCAAGACCCCUCUUCGGACCUCCACUGGGGGCAUCUCCACCUUGGGGCUGCAGGAGCUGAAGGAUCAGAGUCCCUGCCCAAGCCGAGGCCGCGCUGAGGGUGGGGGAGCCAGCAGCCUGCUCCCCAACCACCACCACCCCCAUGGCCCUCCAGGAGGCCUCUUUGAAGACUUUGCUUGCUAGGAUGGUGCUGUGUCUUAAAGGACCCAGGAAUCUGGCUGGGGUCCAUCCCCAGACCCCCCCUAUUCCCUUACUCCUGGGACCUAGAGGCCU